Molecule: messenger RNA, 594 nt
Organism: Rhizopus microsporus ATCC 52813
Lineage: Eukaryota; Fungi; Mucoromycota; Mucoromycetes; Mucorales; Rhizopodaceae
Exons: 2
Coding region: 1-594 (197 amino acids)
Source: RefSeq, a predicted model, not a curated record
AUGGCAACAUACAAUGAGAUCCAGCAAGCCAAGAUUAGGAGGAAUGUGAUGUAUGAGCAGAUUAUUGAUACAAAGCAAAAGUUAUCAGAUGCAAGAAUGCAACUGUACCUUAUCCGUAAUCAAGUUAAGCCAGAAUUGACAGAAGCUAGGCAACAGAAUACAAUUACCUGGGAUAGCUACAAAAGGAUAGAUAAAGUGGAGAACUUUAAAAUUGAUGAUGGCCUAUUAAAACCUGAUACAGUAGCUUUUUCAGAUAUGGAUGAUGAACUGAUGACAAUGAUGGAAACUGUGGAAAUGUCUUUAGAAAGAUUUGAAUCCCGUUUGAAGCUUUACAACCAUGAAUCUCAAACAAUAUCCAAUGAAAAUCUGUUUUUUAAUCUGGAUAAGCCUUUCAAGGUAAAGUUACGCGUUAUAUGUUGUCAUAGUGGAGCAAGGAAAAUGAUGGAAAAGCUGCAACGAGCCAAACAGAAUGGUGGCACAAGGAUAUUACAGAUAGAAUCAGAAAUUGCUGAAAAAAGCAAAAUGAAGUAUAUUUCUGACAAAUUUGAAGACCUCGCCGUUCACUUUUCGCAAAAGAAACGUAGACAGGCAUAA